This is a messenger RNA of Panicum virgatum (switchgrass), 1341 nucleotides long. RefSeq names its product serine/arginine repetitive matrix protein 1-like. The transcript has 3 exons. The coding region runs from base 1 to 843 and encodes 280 amino acids. The record is from RefSeq and is a predicted model, not a curated record. NCBI's taxonomy places the organism in Eukaryota, Viridiplantae, Streptophyta, Magnoliopsida, Poales, Poaceae.
AUGGAUCCGCGGCUUCAACGCACCCCGUCAGCCCAUCGCCCGCGCGUCCGCCCCCCCCCCGCGUCCCGCGUUCGAUUCCCAAGGCCGGCUCUUUGGCUCCCACCAAAAAAAAAUCCGCCGCGGCCGCAGACGCGUAAUCCGGCGCGACGGCCUCCGCCUCCGCCUCCGCCUCCGUGCGACGGCCUCCGACACCGCUUCCGGGUCCGGCGCCCGCCUCCGCCUCUAGCCUCCAGGUCCGGCCGCCGCUUCCCCUCACCGCCGUUCGCGGGCCGGGCUGGGAUCCAGCCGCCCCUCGCCGCGCCCCUGCGAACCCGGCCACCGGUCCCCCAGAUCUGGCGCUCCUCCUUGCCGGCAGCCGGCGACAGCGAGCGGUGGCGCUCGGACUGGAGGACCCGCCCGAGCCGCUCCGUCUCUCGCGGAUCCGCCCCGUCGCACGCGUUCUCCUCCUCCCCCGCCCGCCUGCCGCCGCGCGCGUCCUCCUUCUCUGCCAGUCAGGGCGCGUCGUCCUCCUUCUCCGACCGGUUCGUCGAUGGCACCGGCGCCCUGGCCAACGUCGCCACGAUCCACUGCUCGCCGUCCGUCCGACGUCCUCUGCUGCCGUCGUGCAGUGCUCGCCAGCUAGAGACACUACGCAAGUCGGGUGAGAAACCAUUGUCUGGACGUCGGCAUGCCCGUGCCCUCCAACGUUGUCAUCACGCCACCACUCAGGGUUAUUGGCAUCUCUUGUACUAUGGACAUGCCGAGACAACCACGCGUGACACUUACCGAUAUCACCAACACCUCAACCUCAGAUCAAGCCGGUGCCGUGGAUGCUGCUACGCCGAGGAGGCAAGAAAGGAAUAAGCAACAACGCAAACGGCGAUCUGAGAUGUCUGAUGAACAAAGAGAAGAGAUUAAUAGGAAACAACAUGAGUAUCAUGCGCGAAAAAAGGCAGAGUCAAACCGCACUUACCCUACAGGCGUCCUCACUCCAACCAUGGCAUCCUCCACAUUGGCAGUUCAGAAUCAAAGCCAUUCUGCCAAUCCACUGUUUGAGUGCAUGAAUAAAGUAACUACAUGAUCUAUAUUUCUAUUGGAGAGCAUGAGCUUAUAACAAUACUUUCAAUUAAUCUGUUUAGUGCAUAACAUCUCGAAGUUUUCAGGCACAAUUUUUUUAAAGGUUUCACAUGUUUUUAGUAGUGAAGCAGCUAGGAAACUUUGGCAUAUGCUCCAUCGUUUGGAUUUGUUUUUGGAUUUGUUUUGUAAGUGUGAUGAGACAAAUCUGUGGAAAGAAGAAAUGACCUUGCUCCACUAUAAUUAUGUCUUAUAACUCAAACAUAAUUCUGAUGUAUGUCAACUGAA